This is a messenger RNA of Nymphaea colorata (pocket water lily), 2195 nucleotides long. Its product is annotated as low-specificity L-threonine aldolase 1-like. Gene Ontology annotation, biological process: glycine biosynthetic process; L-threonine catabolic process. The record is from RefSeq and is a predicted model, not a curated record. Gene Ontology annotation, cellular component: cytosol. The transcript is spliced from 11 exons. Bases 670 to 1743 code for a protein of 357 amino acids. Gene Ontology annotation, molecular function: L-allo-threonine aldolase activity. NCBI's taxonomy places the organism in Eukaryota, Viridiplantae, Streptophyta, Magnoliopsida, Nymphaeales, Nymphaeaceae.
GCAGCAUCAGCCCUGACCUGGAAGCUCGAACCAAUCUCUUUCAUCCCUUCCCUUUUUUUCCGGUAGGCGGGGAGGGAAGCUCUUCCUUCCUCUCCCGAUUCCUCCCCCUCCCCCUCCUUUGCUAUAAAGGGGUCACCCGCUGGCUCCCUCGAUGUCUCUCAUUGCAAGAGUGCCAGAGUGCCCCUCCUACCCUCCCGUUUUAUAGCGACGACGGUGGCCUCGCGGCACGCUCUUCGACGUCGGAAUACGUGGAAAACUCCGGCCUAGGGUUUCCCACUCCGAGGUUUCAUCUUCAUAGUCCCGGUUCUCUUCGGAAAAUACCCUUCUGAUUGCCGUCGAAGCUAUCUGAAACCAUCUCUCUGGUUCUACGGGGUAAAUGUUCUCCACGUAGACGAAUUCGAAGUGGCAGAGCGUGGGGAAAGCGGAGGAGUCACGUCGGAAGAUUUGACGGCUCAUUUUGCGAGUUAGUGAGAGAAGGAGCGGCGGUUCUUUUCGCGGCUCAGAGACGGUCACAGGCUGAGUGACGUGUUGCGACUUGCAAGUACUGUUUAUAUCUUAAAUCUGUGCAGAAAGGGCCCGUAAGCACCGUCCGUCGUUGCAGAGGCGGCAUCAAAGUCCUCAGGGAUCUCAGAGGCUUCUUGAUUUAAAGUCGGUCAAUAAGCGGAAAAAAUGGUGACUAAAAUCGUGGACCUGAGAUCUGAUACGGUGACAAAACCGACAGAAGCAAUGCGAGCAGCAGCGGCUAGCGCCAUUGUGGAUGAUGACGUUUUGGGCUCCGACCCCACCGCUAGCCUUUUCGAGGCGGAGAUUGCUGCUCUUGUGGGCAAGGAAGCGGCCUGUUUUGUUCCUUCGGGGACUAUGGCCAACCUUAUAUGCGUUUUGGUUCACUGUGAGGUCAGAGGAAGUGAAGUCAUCCUUGGAGACAAAUGCCAUAUCAAUGUAUAUGAGAACGGCGGAAUCUCUACUAUCGGAGGCGUUCAUUCAAGAACAGUCCCGAACAAUCCGGAUGGGACGAUGGAUCUUGAUUUGAUUGAAGCAGCUAUCAGGGACCCUCAUGAAGAGCUUUACUACCCAACCACGAGGCUUAUCUGUCUAGAGAACACUCACGCAAAUUCUGGUGGUAGAUGCAUUUCUCUAGAAUACACGGACAAGGUGGGAGAAAUUGCAAAGAGGCAUGCAUUAAAGCUCCACAUUGACGGGGCCCGCAUUUUUAAUGCAUCAGUUGCAUUGGGAGUUCCUGUUGACAGGCUUGUCCAAGCUGCGGACUCUGUGUCGGUAUGUCUAUCCAAAGGUCUGGGGGCUCCAGUUGGGUCAGUAAUUCUAGGCUCCAAAAGCUUCAUUGUAAAGGCAAAAAGGCUUAGGAAAACCCUGGGCGGUGCGAUGAGGCAAGUUGGAAUCUUAUGUGCUGCUGCACGAGUUGCAUUGAAUGAUAACGUCAGUAAGCUUGCAGAGGAUCAUCGGAAGGCCAAGAUUUUAGCAGAGGGACUUAGUCGGAUCAAAGGACUGAAAGUGAACUCGGCUUCUGUGGAGACAAAUAUUGUCUUUUUCGAGAUCCUGGAAAGCUCAAACAUUUCAGUAGAAAAAUUCUGUAAUUUCUUGAAAGAGCACGGCAUACUUGUGAUGGCAGUGGACACUUGCAGCAGUAUUAGGGUGGUUUUACACCACCAGAUCUCGGAGAGUGAUAUCCACUACACGCUCUCGUGCAUUCAGCUACUGUUUCCACAAUAUUUGGUUGGAAACUAAGGUGAAGAGAAGGGCAUAUGGGCAUCAUCUAUGUAAAUAAAUACGCUCCAUCAUAUGUCAGUUUCAGAGUGGAAGCAAGGACACUACGACGCACACGUCCCAUUAUGCCUGCUAGAUGUUUUUAAAUCUCUCUUUCUCUCUCUCUCUCUCUCUCUCUCUCUCUCUCUUCACACCAAGAUGUAUGGACAUGAAUUUCCAACUAGCCUCCUUAUGCAAACAUGCAACAGUUACACAGAAAAACAUACUCCAAUCUCGGGUGUGUGCGUGUGGAGAGAGGGAAAGUUAUAUACAUCAGAAAUGAAACGCCAUUCGAACUACAACAAAUCUCACCGCCUGACGGGCUGCAUCGCAAAAUUAGGACGGCAAUGAUAGGCAUGUUGCAGCGGUGAAAAACGAUAACUGAAGAUGAAAUAAAUCUCACUGAACAGACGCAGAUAUGAACUUGGAGACUG